AUGAACGUCGACCUGAAGAAGUACGAGGGCAUGCUAAGAAAAGUAAGUGCAGAGGAAAAAACAUUAAGAUACAGGAAAAGAAUCUUGGUGUUUACUGGAGUAGAUGCACUUGCUCUUCUUAUGAAGAAUGGAAUAGAUGCAGAACAAGCCAAAUGCAUCAUGCAAGAUCUUCUUGACGAGAGCAUUCUGUUCAAGAUAGCUUUAAAUAGGAAAAACACACGGGACUGCGACGUAAUGCUUGAUCAGAAGUUCCACGAAGAGCAUAAAUAUGUAUUUGCUGAUGAAAAGACAUCCAAUACGUCACUUCUGAUAUGCGGAGCAUUUGUAUUGAUUAUACUUUCUAUUGUACUGUUCAAAAUGUGGCCAAGACACAUCCAGCAGCGCGCAUUCUCGCUUAUGAUGUAUCCACUUGGGGGUUUUGUUGCAUUCAUCAUUGUGAUUGCAAUAAUACGCUUCGUAUUAUUUGUUGCAACAUACUUUGUGUAUCCUCCAGGAAUAUGGCUGUUUCCAAGACUGUUUGAGGAUGUGGGCUUCUUUGAAAGCUUUGUUCCUGUAUGGGAGUACCACGGGAAACGAACAAAAUGCAAAGUCGAAUAA
Ordospora colligata OC4 is the source of this 597-nucleotide messenger RNA. RefSeq names its product subunit Sec62 of preprotein translocase. Gene Ontology annotation, biological process: post-translational protein targeting to membrane, translocation. Gene Ontology annotation, cellular component: endoplasmic reticulum membrane; endoplasmic reticulum. The transcript has a single exon. Bases 1 to 597 code for a protein of 198 amino acids. NCBI's taxonomy places the organism in Eukaryota, Fungi, Microsporidia, Ordosporidae. The record is from RefSeq and is a predicted model, not a curated record.